ACUCACCCCUCAUCCUGUACCAGGAGAACACGAGCAGCUCUUCAUUCUGUCGACAUCACUGCCAUUGACUCUUCAGUCUACAUGCAGGACUGAACUGAACGACAUGCAGAUGAAACUGUGAUGCUGAGAAGUGAAUUUAAGGAAGAUAAAUAAUUAAAGCAUCAUUAAAGUGUCCGGGGUAAGUGUGCCUCUGUGGAGAUGCCCGGAGAAGGAUCCGGUUCUGCGCUGUCCUCACACGGAGAUGUGGACGACGGGAACGUUUCACCGAUCAUUUGUGAAGAUGAGCUGCUCGGUACCGGUCGGUACAUAUUAGACGGACUCGGUUCGAACCGAUAUUUCAUGAUGGGCGCAUCCCAACACACACAGGAGAAUUCCAGCCCGUGCUCCUUGUUCCCCUGCGCGAGUCAGACCGGAUCCAUGUACGCCGGUUCGGAUGGAUCGCGGUACGCGACGUCGCUCCAUUACGGUUCGGUUCUGCCGUCCACGGGAUUCUGUCAGUCUCUGUGUGCAGGACGCAGUGAGUUCGGCACGGGGUAUCAGUUUGGACACGGUUCUGGAAACACUUACCACUCGUAUCAAGGUCCCGGGUCGGGAAUCGGUUCCGUGUCUCUGUCUGGAGCGGGACUGAGAGCGCAGGUGUACCUCUGCAACCGGCCGCUGUGGCUCAAAUUCCACCGGCACCAAACCGAAAUGAUCAUCACCAAACAGGGCAGGCGGAUGUUUCCGUUUCUGAGUUUCAAUAUAACCGGAUUGAGCUUGACGACGCAUUAUAAUGUGUUUGUGGAGAUUGUUGUGGCUGAUCCGAACCACUGGAGAUUUCAAGGCGGGAAAUGGGUCACCUGUGGGAAAGCCGACAAUAACAUGCAAGGAAAUAAGAUUUACAUUCACCCCGAGUCCCCGAACACCGGCGCGCACUGGAUGAGACAAGAAACUAAUUUCGGGAAACUGAAACUCACGAACAACAAGGGGGCAAAUACUAAUAAUGCACAGAUGAUCGUCCUUCAGUCUCUACACAAGUACCAGCCGAGGCUUCAUGUGGUUGAAGUAUCAGAUGAUGGCACCGAGGGCACAGGAAGAGAUCCCAAAACUCAGAUCUUCACCUUUCCCGAGAACCAGUUCAUCGCCGUCACGGCAUAUCAAAACACAGAUAUCACUCAACUCAAGAUUGACCACAAUCCUUUUGCGAAGGGUUUCAGAGACAAUUAUGAUUCGAUUUAUACUGUUCCAGAGCGGGAAAGACUUACACCAUCGCCGACAGAUUCCCCUCGCACUCAACAGAUCGUCCCGAGCGCACGCUACGCCAUGCAACCCUUCCUGCAGGACCAGUUCGUCAACAAUCUGACUCCGAGUCGCCUUUACAACGGUGAACGGACAGUGCCGCAAACAAACGGCAUGUUAUCGCCUCAAGUGGAUGAUGCUGGUGCCACACAGAGGUGGCUGGUUACUUCCGUCCAACAAACUAGCGCCAGCAAGUUAGAACUGACCGCAUACGAGGGCGAUUAUUCCAGUUCCCUGCUGCCGUACAGUUUCAAAUCUUUACCCCUGCAGAGCCCUCACACUCUUGGCUACUAUUCAGACUCCGCUUUUGCAUCCGUGACUGCGGGAUGGGGGUCACGAGGCUCCUACCCGAGAAAAAUGCCCUCUGGCUUGCCAUGGUCACCCAGACCGAGUCCCACAGACUUCACCGAUGAACAAACGCCUGACAAAGACAAAUCCAGAGAGGAACGUGCGUUUACUCAAACCGCGGGCUGGAUGGAGACCGCAGCGCCGCUGAAACCUCUGGACUCUGAACCAAGUAUUUACUCGGUCGUAUGCAAGAGGAGGAGAACGUCUCACGGCGAGUCCGGAACCGAAAACUCCCCAACAAUCAAGUGUGAGGACUCUGUAGCUUCCCAAAACAUUAACAAAGACAUUUCGUCCACCGCCAGGGGUGUUGGGUAUUAUGCGUUCUAUGCCAGUACCUAAAGUGACUUAACGAGUCAUUAAUCGGCUUUUCUGACGCUCCAUUAUAGAGUUUCUGUACGCAAUCUUAUCUGUGUUUUGUCCGAGUUACGACUCACGUAAACAGUUCAAUUCCCGAUUAUUUGAUAGUGAAUUGUGGGUCUUUAAAUCCAUUUUUUCAGAUGUUUUUUGCUUUUUUUAAUUUAUUAAACGCUCACCCAAAAGCCACUCAAAAGUGUUGUAAGAAAGACGUUUGUAAAAUGUUGUGGUGUCUGUAUUAAACGCCUCCUAUGUUUUGGA
Xyrauchen texanus (razorback sucker) is the source of this 2241-nucleotide messenger RNA. It is a transcript of the gene eomesb, whose product is annotated as eomesodermin homolog b. The transcript is spliced from 7 exons. Gene Ontology annotation, molecular function: RNA polymerase II cis-regulatory region sequence-specific DNA binding; DNA-binding transcription factor activity, RNA polymerase II-specific. Gene Ontology annotation, cellular component: nucleus. Gene Ontology annotation, biological process: mesoderm formation; regulation of transcription by RNA polymerase II; endodermal cell fate specification. Bases 199 to 1965 code for a protein of 588 amino acids. The record is from RefSeq and is a predicted model, not a curated record. NCBI's taxonomy places the organism in Eukaryota, Metazoa, Chordata, Actinopteri, Cypriniformes, Catostomidae.